AUGGCCUCCGUGACCACUGUUUUGGACCCGCCCCGAACGCAGAUUACGACGUCCGUCUCACAAAUGUCCACACUGCUCGAGUGCCCCGUCUGCGGGAAUUAUGCGCUGCCUCCUAUCAUGCAGUGCGAGAACGGCCAUCACCUGUGCGCCCCGUGCCGGAAAAACGUCGCCAUGUGUCCAGUGUGCCGUGCUCCCAAAGGGAACAACAGAAACUUGGCGCUGGAGAAGCUGGCCGAAUCCACGUUGUUUCCCUGCAAGUAUCGCUCCAAGGGUUGCACGACGUCUCUGCUGAUCGCUGAAAAGAAGAGGCAUGAAAAUUCCUGUGAGCGCGG
Molecule: messenger RNA, 332 nt
Organism: Rhipicephalus microplus (southern cattle tick)
Lineage: Eukaryota; Metazoa; Arthropoda; Arachnida; Ixodida; Ixodidae
Product: E3 ubiquitin-protein ligase sina-like
Biological process (GO): proteasome-mediated ubiquitin-dependent protein catabolic process; multicellular organism development
Cellular component (GO): cytoplasm
Molecular function (GO): zinc ion binding; ubiquitin conjugating enzyme binding; ubiquitin protein ligase activity
Source: RefSeq, a predicted model, not a curated record